This is a messenger RNA of Aspergillus melleus, 732 nucleotides long. RefSeq lists its product as uncharacterized. NCBI's taxonomy places the organism in Eukaryota, Fungi, Ascomycota, Eurotiomycetes, Eurotiales, Aspergillaceae. The record is from RefSeq and is a predicted model, not a curated record. Gene Ontology annotation, cellular component: Golgi apparatus. The transcript has 3 exons. Bases 1 to 732 code for a protein of 243 amino acids.
AUGCAAUACAAGCACAUUCGGGCAGCAAUCCACCACCUCCCUCUCAUCUAUGACGGGCAAUUCCGGCCAUUCGUGGAUUUGGAUCGAGACAUUUGGCCCCAAGUUAAGCCGGCUCAGCUUGCGGCCCCAGCAAUUAUCGGGCUAUGUAGCUUGCUUUUAUGGCCUUUGGCCUAUCAGCUACAUCACCAGUUCGUGUGGGAACUUUACAGAUCUAUCAAUGGGGACGCAAAGACAAAAAUCUACGUCGUUCUUCUCAAGGUCGAUUUCUAUUUUAUUAUAGGCUUCAUCCUGCAAUAUAACUUGAUCGAUGUUCACUUCGACGAACCCGAGUACUCUCUUACGAUGGCUAUCAUACCAGCUACGCUGAUGGUCAUGUUUUCCGGACUAUACUUUGUUCGAUCCGAACGCAAAAUCGCCAUGAUAUGUGUCAUUGUCUGUUACGUUGCCAUGAUAGCCUAUCUCCUAAGCCGAAUUAUCAUUCUGUUCGGCAACAGUCACCGUGCGAAAACCGACGGCAAGGACAUGAUGUUGCUUUUCGCUUUCAUGGCGCUGGCUCUUACAACCCUGAUGGUCCUAUCGGUGAUCCGAUGUAUUCUGAAUUUUGGUCAGGGGUUGAAGAAUGUGCUCAAGCCGAAUACUUCAUCAGCUCGUGAAUCCUAUCGCGCGCGACCCCUGUCGGAACAUCCAUCUUCCCCGGUCCAUUCGUUACAUUCUCGAAUGUCGAUUGAUUGA